CCGGCGCGAACCACCGCGUCUGCGCCUGGAUGAGCCCUGAAUCGCAGAGAUGUGCCGUCACCCGGACCCCUGAAAGGGUCCAUUGCCAGGGGGUGAGCACGGGGAUCUGAAUUACUAAAAAUCGUGCAUGCGUUCUGCAGCGGGUGCCUUUGAUCCCACACCUCAUAUGGGUGCCAGAAUCCCUUCCUUUCCUCUUUUCUCGUCUUGUUCCCCUUCCAAAAUAUAUCCUACCGCGUAUGCACAUCGCACCCGUAAGGUGACCAGAAUUCUCCAGCCUCAACUGCGGAAAUCUACUAGCGGCGGAGUUACAGCCACGGUCACAGCCACAGGGGCCGCCCUCUUGCUCCAUAAAAUCCGCCGGAAGCGGAACCCGCGCGCGCCGUUCCCGUCCUUCUUAGUUGCCCCCGGGCCGCGACCUCAUCCCGCCGCGAAAGUCGUGUUGAGUUUCCGAACCAUCUACGGCCGCUUGCUUUCUCGUGAUCCCGUCCUCGUUCGGGCCCCGAAUUCACCCAGCCCCGGGGCACAACGUCUCGCUUGGCAUCUCGACAAUUCUAGAUUUCGGAUCUCUUCGUUCCCGCCCCGCCGGACCCCCCUCCGAGGGUCUUGGACCCUUGCUGCUCGGGUGCGACCUACCCUUAAAGUGAAGCUUAUCUGGUCAAAAUUGGAAAUAUCUCGCCGAGUCGCAAUGGACACCGGAUCUUCUGCCGGGGUUGGUGCGGGUCUCUCCGCUGCUGGCGGCGUGGGCGGCGCCAACCUUCCCAUCAAACGAGCGUGUGAUGCUUGUCGUGCCCGUAAGGUACGUUGUCUCAUCCUUCAUUGGCCCAUGUCAUCGUGUCACUCGACACCAUCCAUUGGACGUAGGGCUGACUAUGUUCUUGUAAGAUUCGCUGUGAUAGAGAAGAACCAUGUGCUCACUGCCAGCACGCCGGCAUCGAGUGUAAGAAUACAUCGGGGCUCAAGCCCAAAGAGAAGAGAACCCGCAUCCUCAUCACCCCUCAAUAUGAGAAGAAGAUCGACCUAAUAGACCGCCGCCUCGACGGCGUAGUCCGCCUCCUCGAGGACCUCAAACUCCAGUUCCCCCUCCAAGCACCAUCAGCAGCACCAUCAACAGCCCCAUCCGUCUCGGGAUCAACCGCCACCCCCGGCGGGGGAGCAGG
Molecule: messenger RNA, 1157 nt
Organism: Colletotrichum acutatum
Lineage: Eukaryota; Fungi; Ascomycota; Sordariomycetes; Glomerellales; Glomerellaceae
Exons: 3
Coding region: 128-1021 (297 amino acids)
Biological process (GO): regulation of DNA-templated transcription
Molecular function (GO): DNA-binding transcription factor activity, RNA polymerase II-specific; zinc ion binding
Source: RefSeq, a predicted model, not a curated record